Messenger RNA from Capsicum annuum, 1348 nucleotides. RefSeq names its product pathogenesis-related protein PR-4-like. Gene Ontology annotation, biological process: defense response to bacterium; defense response to fungus. The transcript is spliced from 2 exons. Lineage: Eukaryota; Viridiplantae; Streptophyta; Magnoliopsida; Solanales; Solanaceae. The record is from RefSeq and is a predicted model, not a curated record. Gene Ontology annotation, molecular function: RNA nuclease activity. Bases 550 to 1089 code for a protein of 179 amino acids.
ACAUUGAAUAAUUGCCAGAAAUAUUUUAGCAUUUCUAUUAGAGGUAACUUUAAAGAUCGAAUCUCGAAAUAUAAAACUGAAAACUAAGUAUGGAUAAUUAAGUUAGAUAUAUUUGGUGGUGGAGCUAAUAGGAAUCUGAACGUUCAAUUGAAUUCUUUUAGUCAAAAAAUUAUACUAUUGCAAAGUUCAAAUUCUAAGUAUAUAGCUUAGUGUGUGAAUUUUUGGUUUUCGAUGUUAGAUAUAUCGUUCUAAAAACUUUCUUAAUUUAGGAAUCUGCCCCUAAUAUUAUGUAAAGGAUUAAAGUUAUUUAAUGACGACGCUUUACAGUAUCAAAAUAGUUUAACAAAGUUACUUUUCUGUUAGACUACUUUUCUAAGUACUAUUGGAUUUUAUCAUAACCAUUGACCUAAUAAUAACCUGAAAAAUAAGAUAAUAGUCGUAUCUUCGCUAGUUAACUUGUAUUGGUAAUAUGAUACUUUUUACAUUAUAAAUAGCCAAACGCUAUCACAAACGAUUUCUUAGAACCAAAAUCUCAGGCAAAAACAAAAGAUGGGGAAGUUGAGUCUUUGCUUAUUAGUGCUACUAAUUAGCAUCUGGGUGACCAACACAGGAGCUUUUGCAAAGCAGUGUGGCAGUGAAGCUGAAGAUGAUGUUGGUGGUGCCAGUAAUGACAUGGUGGGACAAUCAGCAAAUAAUGUGAGAGCAACAUAUCAUUUGUAUAAUCCACAGAACAUUGGGUGGGAUUAUAUAAGGGCUAGCGUUUACUGUGCAACUUGGGAUGCUAAUAAGCCAUUGGCAUGGCGGAGAAAGUAUGGCUGGACUGCUUUCUGUGGUCCUUCUGGUCCUCAAGGUCAACCUUCCUGCGGAAGAUGCUUGCGGGUGACAAAUACUAGGACACGGGCUCAGGCAACUGUGAGAAUCGUGGACAGAUGCAGUAAUGGAGGGCUAGAUUUGGACGUCAAUGUUUUCCGUCGACUAGAUACUGAUGGAGAGGGAAACAGGCGAGGCCAUCUCAUUGUCAAUUACCAGUUCGUGAACUGUGGUAACGACCUCGAUGUUCCUCUGCUUUCUGUUGUUGACAAAGAAUAAACAUAAACCAGAAUAUGGCAAAGCAGUACUAGUGUUUCCUGAAAGUGAUUGUAAUGUGUCAGCACACAGCCCUGAUAAAGUAUGUAAGCUCUUUUGGCACACCUCAGGUGCUUCUUGGGCAGUAUAAGCAGAAUAAAUAUGGGGCCUUUUCAUGUAAUACCAAGUAAAUAAAACGCACCUUGUCUCUGGUGCUAGUAGCCUCCGUAUUGAUAGUGUACAGAUAUUCCUAAAAUAUAAGUUGGAUGAAUUGGACGGUUUA